AAGAGUGUUUGUUGUGUAAAUUUCUGUGUUUUUGUUAUUACAUCGGUAAAUUGUUUAUUGUUUGAAGUCAAAAAAGUGUUGCCAAGAUGCCUGUGUUUCAUACGAAAACGAUAGAGAGCAUUUUGGAACCUGUUGCUCAGCAGGUGUCACGUUUGGUGAUCCUUCAUGAAGAAGCAGAAGAUGGCAAUCCUAUGCCUGAUCUUGAACGGCCUGUAAUGGCUGUUAGUCGUGCUGUUGCUAAUUUAGUCAAGGUUGGACGAGAAACAAUCAACAGCAGUGAUGAUCCAAUUCUGAAGCAAGAUAUGCCAGCAGCUUUGAUGAGAGUAGAAGGUGCAUCAAAACUGCUUGAGGAAGCAUCUGCUAUGCUCAAGCAGGACCCAUUGAGUGGAUCAGCAAGAAAGAAAUUGAUUGAAGGUUCUCGUGGCAUUCUGCAAGGUACAUCAGCUCUCUUGCUGUGUUUUGAUGAAUCAGAGGUUCGCAAGAUCAUUAGAGAAUGCAAGAGAGUGCUGGAUUAUCUGGCUGUAGCAGAAGUCAUUGAGACAAUGGAGGAUUUAGUGCAAUUCUUAAAAGAUUUGAGCCCCUGCCUUAGCAAGGUUUCUCGUGAGGUUGGUGGUCGAGAGAAAGAGUUAACUCAUCAGGUGCAUCGUGAAAUCCUCAUAAGAUGCUUGGAUCAAGUUAAGACGCUUGCACCAAUUCUUAUAUGUAGUAUGAAGAUAUUCAUUCAUAUCAUUGCACAGGGUGGCAAAGGUGCUGAAGAAGCUGCUGAGAACCGUAAUUAUUUGGCACAACGAAUGACAGAUGAAAUAAAUGAGAUUAUUAGGGUACUACAGUUGACAACAUAUGAUGAAGAAGAAUGGGAUGCUGAUAACCUUACUGUAAUGAAGAAAGCUCAGAAUGCUAUUGAAGGAAAAAUACGUGCCGCUCAUGACUGGCUUGAGGAUCCACUUGCCCUCCGAGGAGGAGUAGGAGAGAAAUCUGUCAGGCAGGUUCUGGAACAUGCCAACAGGGUAGCUGAUCGUGCCUUGCCUGGUGAUUCUGAGGCCCUUCACCGGUUGUGUGGUGAAGUGACAACAAUGACAGAUGCUCUUUGUGAACUGCGUCAAGAUGGAAAGGGAGCCACUCCACAGGCAGAAUGCUUGGCACGUGGUAUUCAGGAAAAACUGUCAGCAUUGCAGUCACUUGUUGGGCGAGCUGUCCAAUCUGUGGAGAGAUCUGGUGUCCAACAACCUGCUCACACUGUUACUGGGAGAUUGGAGCAAGCAAGGCGAUGGCUGGCAAAUCCUGAACGAGAUGACCGUGGUUUGGGUCAGCGUGCAAUAGCACUCAUAGUUGAUGAGGGCAAAAAGGUUGCUGAAGGAUUGCCAGGAGUGCACAAAGCAGAAAUACUGCAGCUUUGUGAUGAGGUUGACAUGUUAUCACAUCAGUUAAGUGAUUUGUGCCAUCAGGGACUUGGUAAUUCAGCCCGUGCACAAGAUAUUGCAAGGGCACUAUCACAGAAGCUCUAUGAACUGAAGAACCGUAUCCAGGAUGCAGUUGUUAGUCGUGUUGUAGAAGAUUUUGUUGACAUUAGCACUCCUCUCAAACAAUUUACGGAUGCUGUCCAUUUGCCUGAAGAUACUCCGGGUGCUGAAUACAACUUCGCAGAGAAGGCUAAACAACUGCAGAAUUUUUCAAGCCGUGCAUCAAAAACUGCUCGAAUGGUUGCAGCUGGUGGCAGUGGUGGCAAUAAGAAGUUAGCUGAGGCACUGCUUAGUUCGGCUUCACAGGUGGAAAGCUUGACUCCUCAGCUGAUCAAUGCUGGCCGUAUUCGUAAAAGCUAUCCAGAGAGCAAAGCUGCUGAUGAACACUUUGAAAAUUUAGUUUCCCAAUAUUCUGAUAGCAUUCAACGAGUACGAGCUCUAUGUGAUGAAGCUACUGAUUCUGCUGACUUUAUCAAGAUGUCUGAGGAGCAAAUACAGAAACACACAGUUCUUUGUGAGGAUGCAAUUCACACAAAUCAACGCCAAAAGAUGGUUGACAACACAUCGAGCAUCGCACGACUUGCAAACCGUGUACUUAUGGUGGCCAAACAGGAGAGUGAUAACUCAGAAGACCCUCAGUUUGUGGACCGUGUUAAUCGUGCUUCUGUAGCUGUUCAAGGAAGUCUGCCACCCAUGGUACAUGGCGCAAAAGCAGUUGCUAUGAAUACUCAGGAUUCUAUUGCUGUUGCAAGGUGGCGAGAAUCUAACAGAGCGCUCCUGACAGCCGUCGGACAAGUGCGACAGGCUGUAACAGUUUCGCCAGAUCUGCCACCACCGCCAGAUAUGUCCAGCCUUAACAUCAAUGAUGAAAUUGUAGAACCUUUCCAGCCUUCGCUUCAGUAUAAUUACUUCACUGAGAAAGUGGGACAGCCUCUCCGUGAGCAGCUUGGAUCGGACCUUGGUGCUACUACUUCUGCUUCACCUGUCGGAUCACGACCCCACAGUUCUGCUGCCCUCAGCCCUCUGCCCAAAUGGGCUCGAGGCGACAAUGCAGACCUCUUAUACCAAGAACUGUCACCCGAUGAUUUCUCUGGACGAGAUUACGCUCCACCACGACCACCGUUGCCUGGUGGGGAAGUUCCACCACCAAGACCGCCUCCACCUGAGACAGAUGAUGAAGAUGAUAUGUUUUCACAUGCUCCUCUACCUAAUCAACCUAUUAUGGUAGCAGCUCAUGGACUACAUCAAGAAGUCCGUCAGUGGUCAAGUAAAGACAAUGACAUUAUUGCAGCUGCCAAGAAGAUGGCAGUAUUGAUGGGGCGUCUUAGUAAACUGGUGCGUGGGGAAGGUGGCAGUGGCAGCAAGCGGGAUCUUAUAGCCUGUGCCAAAUCAAUAGCUGAAGCCAGUGAAGAAGUCACGCGCCUUGCCAAAGAGCUUGCCAGAGAAUGCACUGACAAACGAAUGCGCACUAACCUCCUUCAGGUGUGUGAACGUAUUCCAACAAUUGGGACACAGCUGAAAAUACUUUCCACAGUGAAGGCAACAAUGUUAGGAGCUCAAGAAACUAUUCCACGGAUGGACAUGGGAGAGAUUCGAGGGGGAACUGAAGAGGAUCAGGAAGCGACAGAUAUGCUUGUCGGAAAUGCCCAAAACCUUAUGCAAUCUGUGAAGGAAACUGUACGUGCUGCUGAAUCAGCUUCCAUAAAGAUACGAACAGAUGCUGGUAUCAGGCUUCGCUGGGUCCGUAAGCAACCCUGGUACCAGUAUUGAGAUUUCCUUCUCCAGUAACAGGUUAUUUGCAAAAAACUAGUUGACCUGAACGGUUGAUGUUGCUGCAUCCAGGUGAUACUCUUAAUCACUAGAAUGUUCCUUUUGAUGUAGAAAGGAAUACCUAUUUUCAUAAUUGUUUAGAAAAAUGGGGUAAUUUUUAAUGGUCUUUUCCACAGAAUGAGAUUUACUCUAUACAAAGCAAAUGUAGGAAAAUAUUUUUAGAAUCUCAACUAGUUCUAGCAAAUGUCCAUCUAUCUUAUUUUUAAUCUGUCAUUAUUGUUGAAGUAAGACAUUAGAUCCCUCCAUGCACUAUGGGAAAAAAAAGGUAGAAAUUAAAAGUCAUGAUGACUAAUUGCGUAAGUAUUCAGCUUUAACAUCGAUAUUGUUAACAUGCAAAGCAAAUUGACUGCACUUGCUGUGUAGGUUGACAGCAGACAGCAUAAAGUUUCUGUAGACAUCAAAAUUUUUGCACCUUUAUUAAGUGAUUAUUAAAAUUAGUGUAAGAGGAAAUAAGCAGAAUUUUGUGUGGAGUACUGUAGCAAACAUUUUUUUUU
Molecule: messenger RNA, 3784 nt
Organism: Schistocerca piceifrons (Central American locust)
Lineage: Eukaryota; Metazoa; Arthropoda; Insecta; Orthoptera; Acrididae
Gene: Vinc
Product: vinculin
Exons: 24
Coding region: 87-3230 (1047 amino acids)
Biological process (GO): cell adhesion
Cellular component (GO): actin cytoskeleton
Molecular function (GO): actin filament binding; structural molecule activity
Source: RefSeq, a predicted model, not a curated record